CCCACUGUGUUCCCAGUGUCCAGAGCAGUGCCUGGUAAAUAGUAUGUGCUCAUUCAACAACUAUUUGUGGCGUGAAUAAAUCAAAACAGAAGAAGGAGCAUUAGUACAGAGGCUACUGCGGUCAUCCCUGCAGGGAAUGGUGUCUUGGAGAUGGAGAACGGAGAUGGGAAGAAGUGGGGACGUUCAAGAUGUGUUUUGGAACUAGAAGUGACCGGAGUUGCUGAUGAGUUGAAGGCAAAGGGAUAGGACAAUGCUCCAAAGCAUCGGACGCAGCAAACGACACAGCCCUAGGAGGGCUCAGAAUUCUCCAUCCUGACAAGGCCACAAAGGGACAGACUUAGAUCUUCUCCAGCCAAGGCCAGCAGCAAGAUAUCCUUCACCGUCCGUCUCUGAGAACUCUAUCUCUCAUACUGAGGACACAGGAUUCCUGAGCUUGAAGAUUUCGUGGACUGUUGAAGAAAAGAAACCAGUUACAACCACGGAACGGCGAGCGUGAUGCAGGAGAAAGAAGGCUCUGGGAAGGAAGUGAUCACCCGAGUCUGAGGCUAGUGAUAGGUCAGGAUGAGAUCUGAGAACUGACCGAUGGGUUGAGCGCCGUGGAGGCCAUGGGUGAACUUGUCAAGGGCAGUUCCACGGAAUGGUGGCAUCUGAAGUACGGAGUCGGGGAGGGCAGCAUGGGAGGUGAACGCAUGGAGUGCAGAUGGCUCUUCCAGGAGUUUUGCUGUGCAGCAAUAAACACCAAUGUGUGCCUCGGAGCACCCCACUGCUCAGAGAAGUCCCCGGGGCUGGAGCCAGGAGAGGAAGCAGCAUGGUGGAGUUGGCACCCUUGUCCGUGCCCUGGGAGCGCAGGAGGCAGACCCUCGCAGUCCUGCAGUGGAUCUCCUUCUUGGUCUUGGGCCAGAUCAGCCUUGUGGUCUUCAUAGGCCUCCUGUUCACGAGAUUCUGGUUCUUCAGUAUCCUGUACUCAAUCUGGUGGUACCUGGACCGAGAUAAGCCACAGCAGGGGGGCAGGUGCAGCAAGGCCUUACAGAGCUGGGUCAUGUGGAAACACAUGAGGGACCAUUUCCCCAUCUCGCUGGUCAAGACCGCUGAGCUGGACCCCUCCCGGAACUACCUUGCUGGCUUCCACCCCCAAGGGAUCAUGGCCCCUGGAGCCUUUGUCAACCUGUGCACGGAGAGCACCGGCUUCUCUUCGCUCUUCCCCGGCAUCCACCCUCAUCUGAUUAUGCUGCCCUUUUGGUUCCGGGUCCCCUUCUUCAGGGAGUACCUCAUGAUGGGGGGGCUGGUCACAUCGGACAAGGAGAGCAUUGCUCAUAUUCUGAACCGGAAGGGCGGUGGCAACCCGGUGGCUAUCAUUAUAGGAGGCGCCCAGGAGGCACUGAAUGCCAGGCCUGGAGCCUACACCCUAUUGCUGCGGAACCGCAAGGGCUUCAUCAAGCUCGCCCUGCUGCACGGGGCUGCUCUGGUGCCGAUGUUCUCCUUUGGGGAGAAUGACCUAUUUGACCAGGUUGAGAACUCACCCAGCUCCUGGUUGCGCUGGAUCCAGGACAAGCUGCAGAAGACGACGAGUUUCUCCUUCCCACUCUUCCACGGCCGUGGCAUCUUCCAGUACAGCUUCGGUUUUAUUCCCUACCGCCAGCCCAUCACCACCGUAGUGGGGAAGCCCAUUGCAGUGCAGAAGACCCUGAACCCCUCGCAGGAGGAGGUGGACCAGCUGCACCAGCGCUACAUCAAGGAACUGUGCGACCUCUUCGAAGCCCACAAGCUCAAGUACAAUGUCCCCAUCGACCAACACUUGGAUUUCUGCUGAGCGCCUCCCCAGAGAACAGGCUGGCGUUAGGGAGCCCCGUGGGCAGUGCCGUGAUCUGAGAAGGCUUCCUGGAGGUGUCUGUUGAGCAUAUCUCCAGUCCUUCCCAGACUCCUGCAAAGCCAACGCAUGCCAGGCCCCAAGUCACGGCUGGCAACGUGGCCGAGGAGACCAGACUCCAGCGCCGGCGCCUUGCAGCCCUGCUGGGAAACCUCUGACAGGGCCUGUCUCCUCGGUCUGCUCAUCUGUGAAAUGGGAGAGAGGGCUGCAAGAGAAUGGUUUCUGAGGUCUCUGUCCUCUGUUGUAAUGGCACUCAAUGGGCAGGAAAAAAAGAGCAGCAACCAAUUACCAGAUUUUUCUUCCUCUACCUUGAGUGACAGCAUGGGAGCAGCCAGCAGCUCCAGCCCUUUCUCCUACAAGUGCCCUCAUCGUGCGCCCUGGAGACCCAGCUCCUCCCUGCCUGAGCUGGAGAGGAGGGCGCGGCCACGGAGGCCCUGUAGUCACCCUAGGCAGCUUUGAGUUUCUGGGUCCUCUGGGCUCUGGAGUGGCAGCCAGAGGGGCCUGGAAGGUGGGGAAGCGGAAAUGCACUCUGUCACUGGCUGUAGGACCGUGAGCGGGGCCUCUUGGCCCUCCCUCUGCAGCUCAGUUUCCCCAACAAAGAUGACCUCUGAGUCUCGGCUCUGACAUCUCAGGCCGAGAGCUCAGGAGGUCACCUCUUACUCGUCAUUUGUAACUUCAGCCCCUGACCCUGGCACAGAAAGGGGGCUCCAUAAAUGUCAGUUCAAUAAAUGAAAGGAUUCUA
Equus quagga is the source of this 2609-nucleotide messenger RNA. It is a transcript of the gene MOGAT2, whose product is annotated as monoacylglycerol O-acyltransferase 2. Bases 701 to 1810 code for a protein of 369 amino acids. The record is from RefSeq and is a predicted model, not a curated record. NCBI's taxonomy places the organism in Eukaryota, Metazoa, Chordata, Mammalia, Perissodactyla, Equidae. Gene Ontology annotation, molecular function: 2-acylglycerol O-acyltransferase activity; diacylglycerol O-acyltransferase activity. Gene Ontology annotation, biological process: diacylglycerol biosynthetic process; triglyceride biosynthetic process. The transcript has 10 exons. Gene Ontology annotation, cellular component: endoplasmic reticulum membrane.